AUGUAUGCAUUGUGCUUUAUAUCACGGUUUUUUGUGCUGUAUAACAUAGGAUUCUCUCCAGCGCGUACAUCGUCGGCUCGUACGUCUCCGGCUCACGCGUAUCCGGCUCACUCGUCUCCGACUAACGCGUCUCCUGCAUCCACGUCUCCUGCUCAUGCGUCUCCGGCUCCACGGUUACCAGCUCGCAUAUCGCCAGCUACAGCGGCUGAAGCAGAAUCAGAUGUGGUACAACAAUCUUCCGUCAUUCCGACUAGUUUAGUUCCAAGAUCUGUAACGAGAAGAAUGGGGACUGGAAAUCUGGACGCGACCACUCUGCCAAUCUCCAGGUGCGUCACAGCUGCCGACUCACGCACACCUGGUUGA
Messenger RNA from Phytophthora nicotianae INRA-310, 363 nucleotides. RefSeq lists its product as hypothetical. The transcript has 2 exons. NCBI's taxonomy places the organism in Eukaryota, Oomycota, Peronosporomycetes, Peronosporales, Peronosporaceae. The coding region runs from base 1 to 363 and encodes 120 amino acids. The record is from RefSeq and is a predicted model, not a curated record.